GGCGGGCCCGGCCCGGCGCCGGUUCAGCCCCGCCGGGCCUCCCGGCGCAGAAGCCCCGCGCCCGCCGCCUCGCCUCCGGGUGCCCGCUCUGCGCCCCUCCUCCCCGCCGAGCGACCGGGCCCCGGCGGCCCCCUCCCCUGACCCGAACCAGCCCCAAACGGACCCGCACGGACCGCCGAGCCCCGGGGACCCCCGGCUUCUCCCGCCCCCAGCGGUCAGGUCCGCUGUCGACAUUGCCUCUGAGGUUGGCCCGGCCCCGUAGGAGGCGGAGAGGGCUCUUUGAAGAGAAUUACGUUUUGUCUGCCUGGACUGUGCUGCAUUUCAGACAUGCGGUAACAAGAUAGGAAGCACCCCUGAAGGUUUGCAUUAGCAGACAGCCCUUGCCACUGUGCGUCCUCCACUGGGAGCUGUGAACUCUACCCGCGUCGCUCUGCCUGGUGGGCUGCAGAGCCAUGGCAACCGAGGAGAAGAAGCCCGAGGCUGAGGCCGCCCGAGCACAGCCCACCCCGUCGUCGUCGGCCACGCAGAGCAAGCCCACACCUGUCAAACCAAACUACGCUCUGAAGUUCACCCUGGCCGGCCACACGAAAGCUGUGUCCUCCGUGAAGUUCAGCCCGAAUGGGGAGUGGCUGGCGAGUUCGUCUGCAGAUAAACUCAUUAAGAUUUGGGGAGCAUACGAUGGGAAAUUUGAGAAAACCAUCUCUGGUCACAAGCUGGGAAUAUCUGACGUGGCGUGGUCCUCAGAUUCUAACCUCCUUGUUUCUGCCUCAGAUGACAAAACCCUGAAGAUAUGGGACGUGAGCUCGGGAAAGUGUCUGAAAACCUUGAAGGGACACAGCAAUUACGUCUUUUGCUGUAACUUCAACCCCCAGUCCAACCUCAUCGUCUCGGGCUCUUUUGACGAAAGCGUGAGGAUAUGGGACGUGAAGACGGGGAAGUGCCUCAAGACCCUGCCCGCGCACUCGGACCCCGUCUCAGCCGUUCAUUUUAAUCGUGAUGGAUCCUUGAUAGUUUCAAGUAGCUACGAUGGUCUCUGUCGGAUCUGGGACACCGCCUCGGGCCAGUGCCUGAAGACACUGAUCGACGAUGACAACCCUCCCGUGUCGUUUGUGAAGUUUUCUCCGAAUGGCAAGUACAUCCUGGCCGCGACCUUGGACAACACGCUGAAGCUCUGGGACUACAGCAAAGGCAAGUGCCUGAAGACGUACACGGGCCACAAGAAUGAGAAGUACUGCAUAUUUGCUAAUUUCUCCGUCACUGGAGGGAAGUGGAUUGUGUCGGGCUCGGAGGACAACCUGGUCUACAUCUGGAACCUGCAGACCAAGGAGAUUGUACAGAAGCUUCAGGGCCACACAGACGUUGUCAUCUCGACCGCCUGUCACCCGACCGAGAACAUCAUCGCUUCGGCCGCCCUGGAGAACGACAAGACGAUCAAGCUCUGGAAGAGUGACUGCUAGGCCCGCCGCGCGGGGGCUGUCGGGAAGCCCACCCGGACUGGCGGGGGCGCGGCUCCCGGAGGGGCUCCCGGGGUCCGGGCCUGGGGGCCGGAGGGGCUGGGCCUGAGCCGCCUCUGAAGACGACUUGCCUGGGGCGUGUCUCCCACUGGAGGGUUCUAGAAGUUGCUGGUGAAGUUUCUCGCCAAUUCCUCUCACCGUUGGGGAAGAGUUCCUAGUCUGUGUUGUGUUCAAAGAGAGUCAACAGAAAUUUUUAAUUUUUUAUUACAAAAAGGUGAAGUUCAAUUUA
Molecule: messenger RNA, 1743 nt
Organism: Lagenorhynchus albirostris (white-beaked dolphin)
Lineage: Eukaryota; Metazoa; Chordata; Mammalia; Artiodactyla; Delphinidae
Gene: WDR5
Product: WD repeat domain 5
Exons: 16
Coding region: 453-1457 (334 amino acids)
Cellular component (GO): Set1C/COMPASS complex
Molecular function (GO): histone binding
Source: RefSeq, a predicted model, not a curated record